Molecule: messenger RNA, 486 nt
Organism: Fusarium oxysporum Fo47
Lineage: Eukaryota; Fungi; Ascomycota; Sordariomycetes; Hypocreales; Nectriaceae
Exons: 2
Coding region: 1-486 (161 amino acids)
Source: RefSeq, a predicted model, not a curated record
AUGGGAGGCCUCGACGAUUUGCUUGUAAUCCCCGCCGUACCAGAAAGUCGAGACCUGCAGUGCGAAUACGGAACCGACAGUGAUACCGAGCACAAUUUCGGUUCUGUAAAAGGAAGAAGACAGAUGAAACAAAAAGAGAGAUCUGGGGCACUGAUGACCCCCUUCACUGAUGGAAAAAAUGCUGAUGACGACCCUGGAAACUUACAGAGCUCCAGCAUGAGUGAGGCUGUCGUUCAGGAUCUGGACGUCAUGCAAUCUGAACUUCACCACACGGAAACAGAUUGGUCUGAAUUCAUGUUUGGAUCUCCACAAGACAUAUUGUCAACUCCUACGAACACUAGAGAUUUAAGUCAUGACACAACGUUCGAUUCGACUGUCAGCAUGGACCAAGUCUUGAACUCGCCCGGAAGCUCUCUGACUUCGCCUCCUGUGGAAAUCAUGCUCGAUGACGAUCUCUAUCCACAUGAUAGUUUCCCUUUCCCGUAG